CAUUCACUUUGACACACACAUACACACUCUCCAAUGCAAACACAUGAACACUUCCAGGCACACACACACAUGCACGCUGUGGAUGCAGGGCAGAGGGAGGGAGACAAGCUUUCAGAGACAGGAGCAGAAAGAGGAGAUCACUGGCAAGCUGAAGAGAGCGAAAGAAAAGAGCUGGAGGAGUGAGUUCAGGAGAAAAUCCCAGCCUUGGUGUGUGAGCUGUUCUGGGUCUUAUGUAGGACCAGACCUCACACAAACCUCCAGAAAAAAAGAGAAAAAAAAAAGAAGAAGAAGAAGAAGAAGAAUCACAAUGCUUUGGAGAAUUUGGAAAGUCUAAGGAUUGUUCUUUGCUGGAGCUGCUAGAAAUAAUUUUUGAAAAACUCUGGAGAUGUGGCCUUCUGCGGCAAUCUGAGCUUGCUCGACAUCACUUUUGAAAAACAAUUUUGCUUUCAUUUCUGUUGAAGCCACAAUGCCUACUGACGAUUAUAGCUACCUGCCUGAUGUGCUGCCUCCACUUCCUGAAGUCCCGGACUCCGGCUCAGACCUGAGCUCCGUUGACAUCCCAGCACGCUGCCUCCGAAACUCGGCCUUCCGCCACGCCUCCUCCCGUUAUUGCUCCGCCAUCAGCAUGGACUCCUCUCCUGACAGCGCCGAACGACCCAUCAGCUACAGCUCCACUUCCUCUUCUGCUUCCUCCAGGGACAGUCACUGCUCUUUGGGCAGCCGUUCCACCCUUGUGGCGGCCCCUCAGUGUAACCCUGUCACCACUGACCGGGACUCUGGGGCUAUUCAGUUGGAACUGGUCCCAGCCAGGCAGCUGGGAUGUGAAGAGGAAGAUGAGGGGAACAAUGGAGAGCGGUGCAGACAGACUCCAACAGAACAGCAAAAGCUGAGCCCAGAAGUAGGAGAGAAGAUGAGCGGCGUUCAGGGACCCAAGACAUAUGUGGACCGGGUGGUUCAGGAGAUACUGGACACAGAGAGAACCUACGUUCAGGACCUGCGCAGCAUCGUUGAGGACUACUUGGAGUGCAUCAGUAACCAGUCUCGACUGGCCCUGAGCUCAGAGGAUAAAGGUUCGCUGUUUGGCAACAUCCGGGACAUCUACCACUUUAAUAGGGACCUCCUUCAUGAGCUGGAGAAGUGCAACGCAGACCCUGUAGCCAUUGCAGAGUGCUUUGUAUCCAAGAGUGAGGAGUUCCACAUUUAUACCCAGUACUGCACUAACUAUCCACGUUCAGUGGCCGUGCUAACCGAGUGCAUGAGGAACAAGGCGUUGGCCAAGUUUUUCCGCGAGCGCCAGGAAUCUCUGAGGCACUCCCUACCCCUGGGCUCCUACCUGCUCAAGCCAGUGCAGCGGAUCCUUAAGUACCACCUCCUGUUGCAUGAAAUAGCCAACCAUAUGGAAAAGGACACAGAGACCUAUGAGGUAGUGCAGGAAGCCAUUGACACCAUGCAGAGAGUGGCCUGGCACAUCAACGACAUGAAGAGGAAACACGAGCACGCCGUCAGGCUGCAGGAAAUCCAAAGCCUCCUGACCAACUGGAAGGGCCCGGAUCUGAUCGGCUACGGCGAGUUAGUUCUCGAAGGAACGUUUCGCCUGCAGCGAGCCAAGAAUGAAAGAACCCUCUUCCUGUUCGACAAACUGCUGCUGAUUACCAAGAAGCGGGAAGAAACCUACACGUACAAGGCUCACAUCUUGUGCUGCAACCUCAUGUUGGUGGAGGUUAUUCCUAAAGAGCCGCUGAGUUUCAGCGUGUUUCACUACAAGAAUCCCAAACUACAGCACACCGUCCAGGCUAAAUCCCAGCAAGACAAGCGCAUGUGGAUCUUGCACCUUAAAAGGCUCAUACUUGAAAACCAUCCUGCAAAGAUUCCAGCCAAGGCCAAACAAGCCAUUUUGGAGAUGGAUGCAAUACACCAUCCUGGGUUUCACUACAGCCCUGACGGCGAGAAGAGGGACUUCCUUCAAACCAAGGAAGGCCCCACUCCUCGUCGAGGACGCAGGAAAGAGCCCCUCUCCAAACUAUUGAAGAAUGCAAAGCAGAACGCUGCCAACAGCGACGGUGAAAAACGGACCAGUUUAGGCGCCACCCUGCUGUCCCCCGUGUCCCAGCUGGCUCUGGGCACCAUAGGGCGCAGCCGAAGCUUGAUCAACCAAUCACAGGAGUCCCUGGACCCCGGCGAUCACUACGAGCACAGCGACCGGGAGGAAGGGGACGAGUCGCAUCAGCGGGACGCUGACGACGAGGACGACAGCGUUUUGGGUGGCGGGAAGAGGCUUAAAGUCCCCGGCAAAGGCAGCAGAAAGAGGCUGAACCCUCAGGCGUCUGUUGACAGCAUAGAGCAGUGGAAGGCUUUUAACAUGAGUUCUUCAGACCUGCAGAGAGCCAGGGAAUCCCUAGUAAGGGAAGGAAGUCACCACCCUCCACUGCUGAGGACGCCUCGCGUGACAGAGGAACCUCCGGACUCCCCGAUCCCCUCUGUAAUCGUAACAGAGAGCGACCAUUCGAUGACGAACAUUUGGGCCGAUCACCGGGCUCGCAGGGCCAUGUUCCCCACCCGUCAGAGGACGAUGCAGCCGGACGAUGAGGACGAGGACAUCUACCAAAUGUUUGUUCCCACAGAACAGAGCGCCCCGGAGCCAGAAGCGCCCUCGGAGAGACCGGAGGCCCCCUCGUCCCCCAGAACGGCCCGGCCCUGCAGCUGGCACGUCGAACAGGUGCCCACAGUUCAGGUUGACCCUCCUGCUGAUGGCGGCAGAGUCCUAAGGAGGGCGAGCAGCGCAGGAGAGAAGGCUUCAGACGCCCGAGAGAGACCAGCGGACAACGAGGCUGGCCCAGGCAAUUUGGAAGUGAUUCACACCGAAUCGUCCAGCAACGACAUAUCGGGGUCUUCCUCAGCCGAACAGCUGACAAUAGACGACAUAGAAAACGUCUAUGAUAACAUCAGCUACGAGGACCUGAGGAGCAUGGGUCUCAUCAGGAGGGACCCAGAAGAAAGCCAGAUGCAGAAAGAGACGGCGAGAGAACAAAGUGCCGCGGAGGUCGGAGAGUCUCUCAUUGAACCAGACAGUUCGUCAGAGAGCAACCGGUCCUCCACGCAGGACGUAAAGAUGUACGGGAGCUGUGAUCUCAAGAUAGUGGAGGAAAAUGUGUACGACACCAUCUGUUUCAGAGAGCCUCCAUCCACUGAGCUCAAGGGUAAGAAUGAAGGAAGUAAAGAAAAACAAGACAGGGAGAGCUUGUCGUUGGAGCAAGACAUGAGUCAAAGUCUUGGAGGGUCCGUGUCUAAAGAGAGCGUCAACGUCAGAAAGAAGGACGAAAACGAAACGUUGCAACCCGUCCUCUGCUCUCCGGAGCCAAAUAAUCCCUCCUCUGCAUCUAUAAUCUCUCCUCCGCAUUCACAGAGAGCUGACCGCAUGUCUGAGGAGGUGGACGAGCUUUGCAAUGACUUAGAAAACUACAUGAAGAACGCCAAGAAAGCUGAACGACUUCCUGCUGCAUUCCCCGUGAAUUCCAGUGAGUCCCCUAAGAAGGUCUCGUCUGCUAAAAGCAGCCCUACGAAGAGCUGCCCUGUGGUUAGCGCUCAAGCUGCCAGCCCUACAAACAAAAGCCCACCAGCACAUCAACCCAAAUCCCCGCCCGUCACCCCCACACCGUCGUUCACCAUCCCACUCAUUAACUUUCCUGACUUUCAAAACGUGAGCACCACCGAAGAAGAAACCCACAGCCCCGCUCCCGCGUCCCGGCCCCUUCCCGCCACCCCAGAACCCCCUCCGGGCACAGUGAAAAGCAUCCGGAACAGACUGGCGCGCCUCAGCAGCGGCAGCUUCCGCCUCGAGGACGACGACCUGGUGGAGCUUCCGCAGCGGAACGCCGCUCCGAGAGAGCAGGACCUCCAAAGUUUGUUUCCAGGGGAGCUCGCGGGUCUGGACUCCCCCCUGGCAGCCUCCUCUUUCCUGCUGGGGGAGUCUGUGGACUUUCCCCUGGAGCUGAUGGACAAAACAAAGAGCCGCGUGUUCCUGAUGGCCCGGCAAUAUAGCCAGAAGAUCAAGAAGGCCAACCAGCUCCUGCGGAUGAGGAGCAUGGACCCAGGAGAUUCCAGCACUCGGAGCAGAAUGGAAAGGAAACAGAAAGACCUUGCUGCCAUCUUAGAGGAGAAGAAACAAGGGGGUGCAGCCAUAGGUGCAAGGAUAGCCGAAUACUCGCAGCUCUACGACCAGGUGAUGUUUAAGGAUACUCCUAAUUCUGCCAGUCAGACAUCAGCCUCCUCUCAUCACUUCCAUCCAGGACUUCCUUCCUCUCCGUCGAUGCCAGAAACCUCCCUGGAUGACGACUGGCUCCACUCCAUCUACAGCAACGGGGAGCUGAUGAACUUUAUGUCGUCGGCCAGCGGGGGGAGAGAUGCCGAAACACCCUCCGGCUCUCAGCACAGACUUACCCACACCUCCUCCAUCCCUUCUCUCAAGACUACCCCUCCCACCACGAGCGCUCCAACAUCGCAGCGGUGGAGCUCGUGCAUUUCGGCGCCGAGCGAAGAAGAGCACGUGUACAGCUCCAUAAAGAGACAUCCUUCCUUUAAUGCGCCCUCCUCGAAGUCCUCCCUGUCCAAUCAGUCUCAAUCAGCCGGCUCUCUGACAAGCCCCCAGCAAGACAAGCACCGCCAGGCUGGGCUCAAUUGUAACGGAACCAAUGCGGAUCCCACCACCGACAGGCCUCGUGGACCAAGCCUGGUCCGUGCCGGUCGCCAGAGCAGCCUCCCAGACCAGUCCACCCUGCGACGGUCAGACCUCACCUUACACGAUGGCCAGCAGGUGGUGGUCCUGAACCGGGCUUCUGCUCUGACCAUCCUCAACGCCACCCAGAACUACAUGGCCAACUUCAAGGACAACGAGGAGGACGACGACGACUACGUCGAGAUCCGCUCGGACGACGACGGCGAGGCGGAGCGGGACCGGUCGAACCAGGGAGCCGGCAGCUCGACUAAGAGCCGCAGCGUCGUCCAGUCUCGGAGUUUGCCGUGCACGCCGGUCCACUCCUGCCACCCGCUGGGGCCCCUGGAGCGCGAGGAGCUGGAGAAGUACCUGUGGAGCGAGCCGCAGCAGAAUCAACCCAAGAUCGUCCAGUCUCUGCGGGAGAAGUUCCAGUGUUUGGGCUCCAGCAGCUUCGCAUGAGGCUACAUCUGAAACUGAAAGCCAAAAACCGCACCGCAUAUAGCUUCCGAAGGGGACAGUGCUGCUUCGUGUCAAAUACACUACACACACUUUCGCUAGCAAAACACAAUAUUAGACAAAAAAAUAACAUCUAUCAAAGCGAUCAUUUGAUUGCAACUUUAUUUUUAGCGAACUAUGUUACAGAUUUAACGAAACAGUAUAGGUCACCUGUAAUGGUCAAAACAUUCACUUUUACGUCAACUUCCUUGCAAAAUAUCCGGAGAGCUGGGGAUCCGUUCUGAUUUUAAAACUUUUAAACUGCUUUACAUCUGAGCCUUGUAGAAACUUUUUGUGUUGUACAGAUGCGGUAGUCGGGAUGUCCGUUAGCUUUGCUCCUAAGGACGUUUAACUGCGUCGUCUUCUUCAGCAGGAGACCUUCAGCACAGUAACCUCUCGUCUUCUUAAUUGUGCAACCUUAUAAUAUUGAACAGUUGUGAACAAAGUGCUUUUACAGUUCGAGGUUCGUGCAAGUCGCGAUACACUGCUCAGGCUAGCUCGUCACUUUUAGCAGCUUUUAACAAGCAGGAUAUAAAGACAAUUGUUUGGGGCUAUUAUAACAUCCGGUAGGUUAAGGGUGCCUAUACGUGGAGCUUUAGUAUAUUUUUUAAAUAGUGAGUCAAUCUUCCUCUCACUUUGGUCACCAGUAGAGGGUCAUGCUUAAAGAAAAUCAAGAUAUUCUGUAAGACAUAGAUAGUAUAUCUUCUUUUACAUUUGAAAGCAUCUGGGAGACGCGGUUUUUACAUGCAGUGGGUGAUGCAAAUAGAUGCUGUGUUGUUUUUUCCUUAAAUCUGCGCAUUUCAAUUUUUGGUUUUGAGGGAGGGACCACAAGGGUAAACAGGUUUUAAAGACUCCAGUACUGUAUUAGGUGUAUUUUUCUUUAUUAUAAUGCAGAUGUAUUUAAAUGGUUUACUUUAUGGGGAACCAUCGCACUACUGAUUUCAGAUCUCCUCUCACGCCAGGAAAGUCACACUCAUGAUUAAAGACACUUUAUGGUUCACAGUCGUUUUCUUUCUCCAGAAACUUGCAUCCACAGUCCUUCGGUUUCAUACAAAACCAUGACAGAUAUUAAACAUGACGCAUUUGCUUGAGUGCGUCCCCGUGUUCCGAUUGUGCCGUCGGUGCCGCGAGCCACAAACUGUAAAUUAGAGUAAAGUAUAUUUAUUAAAAGACAGCUGUGCUUUCAUUUAGGGACUCAAAAUCUGAAACAAACUGUGAAUAUUGUUGGAAAAUUGUAGCUUUUCGUGCACUAUUGAAUCAUAAAUGACUAAAGUAAAAGCACAUGGCGAUAAAAGCAAAAUAAAGAAAACAUCAAAUCCAAAAUAGGAAAAUGAAGUAUGUUUUUUUGUUGUACAUUGUUUUAUUGGUCGUAACUUUUUGCACUUUUUUUUUUAAUUUUGCAUCUUAUUUGUAAACACUUUGUAAAGAUGUACAUUUUAGGAGUUAUUCUUGUAUGCCAUAGAUAUGCUUUAUAAUGCUUUGCGGUCUAAGUUAAGUAUACUGUAUUUUUGUAACUGGCUAGUCAUCAUUGCUCAUCAAGACUAUGUAUCUGAGGUAAUAAAUUCAGAUUAUUCUC
Molecule: messenger RNA, 6782 nt
Organism: Fundulus heteroclitus (mummichog)
Lineage: Eukaryota; Metazoa; Chordata; Actinopteri; Cyprinodontiformes; Fundulidae
Product: pleckstrin homology domain-containing family G member 1
Exons: 17
Coding region: 467-5170 (1567 amino acids)
Biological process (GO): intracellular signal transduction
Molecular function (GO): guanyl-nucleotide exchange factor activity
Source: RefSeq, a predicted model, not a curated record